Rhododendron vialii is the source of this 790-nucleotide messenger RNA. RefSeq lists its product as uncharacterized. The record is from RefSeq and is a predicted model, not a curated record. Lineage: Eukaryota; Viridiplantae; Streptophyta; Magnoliopsida; Ericales; Ericaceae. The transcript is spliced from 5 exons. Bases 82 to 630 code for a protein of 182 amino acids.
ACUUCCGAUACCCUGUGUUAGCAAAGACUGCAAAACCCUAACCCUAAAUUCCUAAGGUCUGAAACGGAGAUUGAAGCCGAGAUGUCUGAAAGAGAAGAAGAUAUCGACUCGGACGCUCCCGAGGAAUUCACUUCCGAACAGGGACUAGAAAAUGACGAAGAGCUAAGAAAAGUUCAAGAAGAAAAUAAGGCCAGGAUUGCUCGUGAAGGAAAAGACCGUCGCAGGCAAUGGGCUCAGAAGAAAACACCAAGAAAACCUCCUAGGGCUGAAAACAUCCGAGAUGUAAUAGAACCUGAAUCAACCAAGGAGUCCCCGGAUAAUGCCGGAAUGCUACCAAAUGACAUUGUCAAACUGCUGGCAGCUCGUGAAAAGAAAGUUUUCGAAUCAGACUCAGAAGGGGAGAAGGAAGAGACAACCAAUAAAAAGAGAAGCUCCAAGAAGAAAAGGUCCAAAAGCUCUGGGCUUGAACCCAUUAUUUUGAAGGACCUACCACCUCCUCAAUGCUUGCAGAAUUCCUUGGAGUUUUUGAAGAAAAGGAAAAUGCAGGUUGCAAGAUCUUCCUCUGUUUUGAACAACUCCAAUCAAGCACUACGCCUGCUUUCUAAAUCUGGCUUGUUAAGUAUGAAAUAGUUUCUAUGAUAAGAGAUAAAGUGAUGAACUUAAAUGUUUAGACUCAAUUCUGGAACUGUGGCCAGUGCAUUUUUGUUACGGUUCAAAAAACUACAAGGUGGUAUUGUUGUUUGUCAAAUCAAUUGCAUAUGUCAAUCCUUCCAUUUCUACCUUUUCUGCA